Messenger RNA from Capra hircus (goat), 2000 nucleotides. RefSeq names its product ring finger protein 126 (gene RNF126). The transcript has 9 exons. Gene Ontology annotation, cellular component: cytoplasm. Lineage: Eukaryota; Metazoa; Chordata; Mammalia; Artiodactyla; Bovidae. The record is from RefSeq and is a predicted model, not a curated record. Gene Ontology annotation, molecular function: ubiquitin protein ligase activity. Gene Ontology annotation, biological process: protein ubiquitination. The coding region runs from base 691 to 1491 and encodes 266 amino acids.
AGUUCCGAGUGGGUAGGUCCGGGAUGGGGUCGGUGUCCCCCGCCUGGCCGACCCUCCCCCGCUGACUGAGAGGAAGGCUAGAAGGCACGGCGCCCCUGGCCGGCCCCGCUCGUGGCAUUUGCCGCUCGGCCAGCUCACGAUGAGCAGGAAGAGGGCGAUGUGGGGGGCCAGGGAAAGGGGCUGUGGGUGGCGACGAUUGAUUGAGCACCAGCUUUCCUUGGUCAUCUGGCUGAUUUAAGAACCAGAUUCCCAUCCCCGCCUUUCUUGCUGUGGACUUCACUGGGGGAGCCAGCAGGAGUCGUGGGCAUUAUCCCAGCCACAGAGGAGAGUGAGCUAGAGUCAGGGUUUGGAAUGGAGACGGGUGCCUGGACCCAGGAGGAGAGAAGAUAAGAGAAGGGUGGUGUGGCUUCCAGAGGCAAGGGGAUGGGGACCGGCAGAUAAAUGGAAACCUCGGUGUGCGAGCGGACUUGAGGAGCCGAGACUUGUCCGACUACCCCCCUCCAGCCUCCCGGAAGACGUACUGCUUCUGCCUCUUCCGGCUUCCUGUGCGCCCCAGCUCUGGGUCUGGUUUUCUCCACUGGCAGGAACGGUCGGGUUGGCGGGACAGCCCUCUAGCCUAGGAUUACAUCUGCCCAAGAUGCGAGUCCGGGUUUAUCGAGGAGCUUCCGGAAGAGACCAGGAGUGCAGAGAAUGGUUCAGCCCCCUCCACAGCCUCUGCGGACCAGAGCCGGCAGCAACCGUUCGAGAAUGUGGACCAGCCCCUGUUCACGCUGCCGCAGGGCUAUGGGCACUUUGCUUUCGGCAUCUUUGACGACAGCUUCGAGAUCCCCACGUUCCCCCCUGGGGCGCAGGCUGAUGACAGCAGGGACCCCGAGAGCCGGCGGGAGCGAGAGCAGCACUCCCGGCACCGGUACGGCGCCCGGCAGCCCCGCGCCCGCCUCACCGCGCGGCGGGCCACCGGCCGGCACGAAGGCGUCCCCACGCUGGAAGGGAUCAUCCAGCAGCUGGUCAACGGCAUCAUCACCCCGGCCACCAUCCCCAACCUGGGCCUGGGCCCCUGGUGAGGGCGUCCUGCAUUCAAACCCGAUGGACUACGCCUGGGGGGCCAACGGCCUGGACGCCAUCAUCACGCAGCUCCUCAAUCAGUUUGAAAACACGGGUCCCCCACCCGCAGACAAAGAGAAAAUCCAGGCCCUCCCCACCGUGCCUGUGACUGAGGAGCACGUUGGCUCAGGGCUGGAGUGCCCCGUGUGCAAGGAUGACUAUGGGUUGGGUGAGCAUGUGAGGCAGCUGCCCUGCAACCACCUCUUCCACGACGGCUGCAUCGUGCCCUGGCUGGAGCAGCACGACAGCUGCCCCGUCUGCCGAAAAAGCCUCACAGGACAGAACACAGCCACUGACCCCCCGGGCCUCGCUGGGGUGAGCUUCUCCUCCUCCUCGUCGUCGUCCUCCAGCUCACCUGGCAAUGAGAACCCGGCCAGCAGCUCCUGAGCACACCGGCCGGCCAGCCCCCAGGGCAACAGCAGACAGCCCACGCGCCCACGGACUGCAGCGCCACCGGGCCCGCCGCGGAGGAGGCUCGGAGGACCCACCCUUCCAGGCUGCGGAGGGAGCUCGGCCUCCCCAGGGACAACCCGGCUGGGCCGGGCGCCCGCACACACUGCCCGGGCGUCCCACCUUCCCUCCCCUUUGUCUCUGACCUCACCCUCUACAUGUUCAACGGCGGAAAGGUUUUUAUAAUUUUAAAUUAUUACUGCUUUGAAAUAAAUGGACGUUUGAGCUCACUUGCGGCCCUGCAUGAUCUGUGGAGAGACUGGGUGGAGCCACUCGGCUGGGGUCCUGGCUGCGUGGACAGGCCCUGCUCCCCACCCUGAGCACUGGGGCCUGGGACACCAGGAUAACCAGCAAAACAAGGACAAGACUGCUCUGACAGACGUUUUUUAAAGGAGAAAAUAUGUGUAUCUUGAAAGCUAUUUAAAAAUACACCUACUUAGAAAAAA